Molecule: messenger RNA, 1841 nt
Organism: Polypterus senegalus (gray bichir)
Lineage: Eukaryota; Metazoa; Chordata; Cladistia; Polypteriformes; Polypteridae
Gene: isl2a
Product: ISL LIM homeobox 2a
Exons: 6
Coding region: 195-1202 (335 amino acids)
Biological process (GO): positive regulation of transcription by RNA polymerase II; neuron fate specification; axonogenesis
Cellular component (GO): nucleus
Molecular function (GO): cis-regulatory region sequence-specific DNA binding; DNA-binding transcription factor activity, RNA polymerase II-specific
Source: RefSeq, a predicted model, not a curated record
UUUUAUAUAUAUUUGCCUACGCCAUUAUCUUUCCUGUAUGGUGGAUAUUAUUUUCAGCUCUUCUUUCUUGGGUGAUAUGGGGGAUCAUUCAAAAACAUAUGAAGGGGGUGUUCAUUGCUGAAAUGGGCAAAUACAAAUGAAUUACAUCAGUUACACUGUACCUGCUGCUCUUGAUAGAGAAGUCCGGAUUCGCCAUGUGUGUAGGCUGUGGAAGUCAGAUCCAUGACCAGUACAUCCUGAGAGUAUCCCCGGACUUGGAGUGGCACGCCGCCUGUCUAAAGUGCGCCGAGUGCAGUCAGUAUCUGGACGAGAACUGCACUUGCUUCGUCCGCGACGGCAAAACGUACUGCAAAAGAGAUUAUGUCAGGUUAUUCGGCAUCAAAUGUGCAAAGUGUAAUGUUGGUUUUAGCAGCAGCGAUUUGGUGAUGCGAGCCCGAGACAAUGUGUACCAUAUCGAGUGCUUCAGGUGUGCGGUGUGCAACAGACAGCUGCUGCCGGGAGACGAGUUCUCCCUCCGGGAUGACGAGCUUCUGUGCAGAACGGAUCACAGCCUCCUCAUGGAGAGAAGCUCCACAGGAAGUCCCCUGAGUCCGGGACAUGUCCAUUCCAACAGGUCUCUUCACAUGGCAGCAGACCCGGUGUCGGCCCGGCAGCCCUCUCUUCGAACCCACAUCCACAAGCAGUCAGAGAAGACGACACGGGUGCGGACGGUGCUAAACGAGAAACAACUGCACACACUGCGGACCUGUUACAAUGCCAACCCGAGGCCCGAUGCCCUCAUGAAGGAGCAGCUGGUAGAAAUGACCGGCCUAAGCCCGCGGGUUAUUAGAGUUUGGUUCCAAAACAAGCGAUGCAAAGACAAGAAGAGGUCGAUACUGAUGAAGCAGCUCCAGCAGCAGCAGCACAGCGACAAGACGAACUUACAAGGACUCACGGGGACGCCUCUUGUAGCCGGCAGUCCAAUACGGCACGAAAACGCAGUUCAAGGAAACACUGUGGAGGUUCAAACGUAUCAGCCACCCUGGAAAGCCUUGAGUGAAUUUGCCCUUCAGAGCGACUUGGAGCAGCCUGCCUUCCAACAACUGGUGUCAUUUUCGGAAUCUGGUUCCCUAGGCAAUUCAUCUGGCAGUGAUGUGACAUCCCUCUCCUCCCAGCUACCCGACACCCCGAACAGCAUGGUACCGAGCCCCGUCGACACGUGAUUUUGACCUGGCGGAAGCUACAGGACCGGACUCAGCAUGUUCCCGCUACCCUGCAUGAGAACAGCCCAACAUUAUCUCAUCACAUCGUAACAGAAACAUUUUAUGUUGCAUAUUUUUAUUAUAAAAUAAAGAAGAUACAAUUUGAAUGUAUCAGAUCAUUGGAUAUGACGAUGAAUACGUGGCUGCUUCGUCAAGAUAUUUUUUUUGUUUGUUUGUUUUGUUUUGUUUUGUUAUUGAGCGCGCAACAGGAGGAAAAAAAGCACGGAUUUAUAACUGAGUCUUCCUAAACGCCCAUAGAGCCAAUGACUCAUCUCAUGUGAACCUUGCCAUUUGGACCAUUUUUCACACAGUGCUCCACAUAGGCUUGUAUGUCUUGUUGCUCCAGUACGUGAAUUUUUUCAAUUUGUCUUUACUGACUUCAGAAACCCCUUCCUAUAUGUUUGUCUUAAGUCGCAUGAUUGACGAAGAUGAUAAAAAGACAGGCUCUUGAAAAAAUAUAUAUCUUAUGGACAGAGGACAGAUUGUUUGAGCCUCUAAAGAACAAAAAAGUAAGUUAUUGUUAUUUAUUGCCAGAACAACACAGUUCUUACAGGGAUAAUUAAUAUUUGGUCUUAAUAAAACUAUGUAAAUGUUGAUUUU